AUGGUGUAUGAGUAUGAGUACAUGGAUCAUGACGACGGCACAACACGCGUCGUAGGUGGUGCAGAUGCCAAGCCAGGAGCCUGGCCCUGGAUUGUCAGCCUUAAGCAUCCUGCAGUACCAGGCACAAGACACCUCUGUGGGGGAUCUCUCAUCACGGCAGAGUGGGUCCUCACAGCAGCCCACUGCUUUGACAAGAUCAGGAAAAUUGGCAUGGUAUAUCUGGUGAUUGGUGCCACUCAGUUGACUAAGCCAGGACAUGGAGCACAACUGCGACGGAUUAAGAAGUUAGUGCGUCAUGAACGUUAUAAUCCAAGUGACAAAAGUAAUGACAUUGCCUUGCUGGAACUGAGCAAGCCUGUUGACUGCAAUCCCUAUGUCCAGCUGGCCUGUGUGGCUGACCCCACCCUAAACCUGUCAGACCUGCAGAACUGCUGGGUGGCAGGUUGGGGUUCUACUGCUGCAAGAGGUGAGUUCCCAAGAGAGACUCCAGAGCCAGCUCAUGAUGUCCUACAGGAGGCCAAGGUCCAGCUCAUUGAUGUCCAGCUCUGCAACAGCAGUGACUGGUAUGCAGGGAAAGUCCACACCCACAACGUGUGUGCUGGUUACCCGCAUGGCCGCAUCGACACCUGCCAGGGUGACAGUGGUGGUCCUCUCAUGUGCCAGGAGAAAAACAGUGAUUUCUUCUGGAUUGUUGGAGUGACCAGCUGGGGAAGAGGCUGUGCCAGAGCAAAGCGGCCUGGAAUCUACACCUCCACUCAGUACUUCUAUGACUGGAUUGGCAUCCACAUCGGCCUGGAGACAAUUGAAAAUAGACUCGAGUGUCCUAGCAGAGACUCAAUGCCCCCCACGCCACAUCUUAUGGGGGCCUUCACAACUCCUCUGUGGCCGCCUUACAGUGAUUAUGCUGUGCAUGCCUUCACCCUCUACCAAUGGACUUGCGGCCUCCGACCCAUGAUGUCUGACUCUGGUUACAAGAGUCGUGACUCCGGCAAUACACGCAUUGUGGGUGGCACAGGGGCCAAGCCAGGAGCCUGGCCAUGGAUGGUCAGCAUCCAGCAUCCGAGGAUACCAGGCACAAAGCAUUUCUGUGGAGGGUCCCUCAUCAGGGCAGAGGGGGUCCUCACAGCAGCCCACUGCUUUGACCUCAUUUUUAACACCACCUUGGUCUACGUGGUGAUUGGGGCCACCCGGUUAAGUCAGCUGGGUCCUGGGGCACAAGUCCGCCAAAUUAAGAAGUUGCUGCGUCAUGAAAACUAUCAGAGACGUGACAUGAGCAAUGACAUUGCCUUGCUGGAGCUGAGCAAGCCUGUCCAGUGCAGCCCCUACAUCCAGCUGGCCUGUGUUGCUGAUGCUAUCUUAGGAGUGUCAGUGUCACAAGAGCAUAACUGCUGGAUUGCUGGCUGGGGUGCCACCACUGCAAAAGAUAAAACCCCAAGUGAUGACCUCCAGGAGGCCAAGGUACGCCUCAUCAAUAUCCAGCUCUGCAACAGGACCUUCUGGUACUCAGGGAAAAUCCACACCCACAACUUGUGUGCUGGUUACCCGCAUGGCCGCAUCGACACCUGCCAGGGUGACAGUGGUGGUCCGCUCAUGUGCCAAGACAACCAUGCUGAUUACUGGUGGGUUGUCGGAGUGACCAGCUGGGGAAAAAGCUGUGGCAGAGCAAGGCGUCCCGGAGUCUACACCUCCACUCAGUACUUCUAUGACUGGAUUCUGGCCCACAUGGGCACAAACAAUGUUUAA
Onychostruthus taczanowskii (white-rumped snowfinch) is the source of this 1743-nucleotide messenger RNA. Its product is annotated as acrosin-like. The record is from RefSeq and is a predicted model, not a curated record. Lineage: Eukaryota; Metazoa; Chordata; Aves; Passeriformes; Passeridae. Gene Ontology annotation, molecular function: serine-type endopeptidase activity. Gene Ontology annotation, biological process: acrosome reaction; proteolysis. The transcript has 9 exons. The coding region runs from base 1 to 1743 and encodes 580 amino acids.